GUCUUGCUGAUAGAUUUGAGGAAUAUCCCAAGCUGAGGGAACUAAUCAGACUCAAGGUAAGACUGUUCACUUAAACAGUGUUGUGAGUUACCUCCCUCUUAUUCCCAAGACUAAUCAAUUACGCAACAUCACUUAAUUUCUUAACAAAAUCCACUAAUGAUCAAAAAAGGUUAUGAGAAUUAAUGAAAUCAGCACUAAAGAAAUGCUUUGAUCUUUUAUCAAAUUCUAUCAGCUAAUUGUUUAUGGAAAUAUUCAUGUAUAAAGAUCAGUCUGGAGAUUUUGUUUGUUGAUAUUGGGACUUCAAUGGUUAUUGCGGGUAUAAACAUCUUUAUUUGUUACAGGGUCAGCAGCGAGCACAGAUUUAAGUUGGACCCUACGGCUGUAGUUGCACAUACAUGAGAACCCGUACGAACUAAUAGGCUGGGAUGAUGCAAACAGCUAUAAUUAAGUUUAUGUCAUACCAAUUUGAGUGAAAGAAGCCUCAUGUGCAAGACAGAUCCAUUGCCAUAUUUAUUUUCGCUUUUGUUCACACCAUGUUCAAAUAAUAUUAGGGAUGCCUUGGCUUGUGUAUUGAAUCCUCUUAACUUUUGAAACUUGUAGCAGUUUUCUGGUAACUCUUGUUGCUUCCAUUACAACUUACAUACUAUUAUUACCAUUUUUCUUCACAUUAGUUGCUCUGUACCCUAUGAAUUCAAUGUAUUUAGCUCCACCUUACCAUGUCCGAUCAUAAUAUUAUAUGAAAUUCUUUGAAGACAAAGCCCACAGAAAUUAAUGUUGUUGCACUUUAUGUCAUUGUUUAAGCCCAUUCGCUCCUGAACUACCAAGUCUCUUUUACUGCUUGUGACAUCAUCAGUUUUAACGGUCAAGGACAACUUUGUCAGCUACAUGUAACUUGUGCAGGGUGAAGAGAUCUUGCUACCCAUACCGGAAAGGGCCCGAUUCAAGCAAGUAGGGGGGAGGGGGGGAGGAGAAAAAGGCAAAAAACCGUUUAACAUUGACCUGAAAAUUCCCAUAAAAAUUCCACGACCCACCCACCUUUUCCUUCAUCUAAUUCUAAGAUCCUAAAAGCUUUCACAAAAAUUAAUACUUUUCCCACCAAAAUGAAGACUAUCAAAUGCACAGCAGAAGAUAAAAAAUUUUGCAAGAAAAAUGGAAGAUGAUGGGAGGAGAGAACGCGAAAAGAAAGAUCCAAGACUGAUGUCCGUGUCACUUUUAAAGCCAAAAUCUAUUUUGAAAUUUUGCUUUCUGCACAUGCCUGAACUUUGGAGGCUAAAACAAUGUAUUUUGCAUCUGAAUCAGAAGGCCAGGAAGUGUAUGACCUGUAAAUGGCUUUGUGUUAAGUUUUAACUCUUUAAUGCCAGAGAGUGACCAGAAAAUGUCUUGACUAGCUUCAAAACACGUUUUUCAGCAAAAUAACCACGGGAGCAAAUGGGUUUAUCUUCUUCUAACCAUUCAAAAAACGUGUCUAAUGAAGAUUUUAUUUUAGGAUGAAAUCAUUGCUGAACGUGCUACUCCGCCUAUGUAAGUAACCCUCAAACAAAUAUUAAGCCAUAACCUACAAGCAUGCCACUGUUACUUGGCAAUAAUUUAUUUUUUCAGUUUCGUGUAAAUCUUAAUUUCAAUAUAGGAUGCUUGAAAAGUUAGUUAGGGAGAGUUAGGGAGUUGAGAUUCUUAGUGUACCAAGCUUGGUCUAACAGUCCUUGGGAAAAAAUGAGAGGAUACGUAUUUUUUUUAGAAAUUGAUUUUAAAAAGGCAAAAUUUUGUUGUAUUAUCUAAUAGGCACAGACCUACCUAGUGUGGGUGGGAAUGAACAGAACUUACAGGCCUUCACUUCUUCCCCUUCAAUGUUGAUUUUACAGACAUUUAUGGGAGUUUAUGACCAAGCAAACCUGUAAAACCAACUUUGCGGGGAGAAGGGGGAAGCGAUCAAGUUUUUGUGAACCUCUUAGAUUAUCUUGCUUUUUCCGGAAGUGUUUCAUCAAAAUAGUUAUCGGUGAUUGUAGUACAAAAAACAAUGCCAACUUUCGAUUGUGAACUGGGCUCCAUAUUUGUAUUCAGGUACCUUGAUUGUGAUCUUCAUUUGUUUGAUCUUGAUGAGCUUGAAUGUAAGUUUGAUGUGGUGUAUAUUGACCCUCCCCUGGAGGAGUAUCAGCGCCGUGCAUCUGGUACCACCUUUAACUGGAAACCAUGGACUUGGGAUGAGGUUUGUCGAUUGUUAUUUUUUGCCACUGCAGUGUUUUUAGCCCAUGUUACAGGCCAAAAUUAAAAUCAGGUUAAAUUUUUUAACCUAGAUUGAUUUUCUAUUUCCUUUGUCUCAGCUCUAAUUAUUUAUGAAUUAGAGCUACGAGACAAAGGAAAUGGAAAAUCAACCUAGGUUAAUAUAUUUUAACCUGUAACAUAUACUUUUUUACUUAUGGAAUUAAAGAAAAAAAUAGGGGAAAACUAUAUUGGCCAGGGUUCGUACAGAGUCUUGAAUUCUUGAAAAAGUCUUGACAUUUGCAAAGCAAUUUUCUAGAACUCGAAAAAGGCUGGGAAAUAAAGAUUAAGUCUGGAACAGUGGUAGAAAGUCUGGAGUUUUUUUUAAAGCUACAUGUACAACAAGUGCUAGUCUGCUACACAGCUGUUUUUGGUGUCGUCACGCAACGCUCCUCCCCACUAAAAACGGCUGUGUAGCAGACUAAACAAGUGCUUAAUAAGUGAAUUUUUUUCCCGUGGUCAAAUUCUACCCCCGUGGCCAAGACAUUUAAUCACAGAAUGAGAAAUUUCAUAACUCUCUUACGUCCGCAUUGCUAAGUUUAGGAAGGAAACCGCGACUACCAGGACAAUAGGCAUGUCUGUUGUUAAGAGUAUGCGACGUCAACCGCCACCAGGGGAGGUGAGAAGGGUGAAACUUCGAAGUCAUUUCCACUAAAGUUCUCCGUUGAACUGGCGAAGCCACCGGCGGGAAAAAACCAUGCAAUUCUAAGCGAGAGCCACGAUGCCAUGUCACUAGCGCACAGGCUCGACUGGAGGGAAUUUAAACGAGUUUCUUAUUUCCCACGUCACGGGUUAUUUGUGUAUGCAGUGAGAAUAGUGACAGCGUGGUCUCUAAUAUUGCAGCUUUCUAUUAAUCCAUUAAUAAUCUCAUGACCUUUUUUCAACUUAUUAUUUUCACUAAAAAGAUAGCCAAACACACUGGGCCUUGUUGUUUGAAAUUGAUGGUUUGUGUAUUUUGUAGAUAAUGAAACUUGAAGUAGAAAAGGUUGCAGCACCACGCUCAUUCCUCUUUCUUUGGUGUGGCUCCCACGAAGGACUGAAUGAAGGCAGAAAGGUAAAACGACUGAACUUUUGCUCGAAACAUCAACUUUUCCUUCCCCCGAUCAACUUUAUCAAGUCAGUUUAUAAUAUAUAGAUUUUUCCACUGCCAAGGGCGAAGCUCCCGUUAACGAAUUUUUAUAAUUUCCUUCAAACAAUAAACUUGUAACCAUUACAGAGAAAUCCUCUUAGAGGUGAGCCUGCGAUUAGUUGAAAACAAGUUACUUGUCAGGGGAUAACUUUUAAAAAAACGUAACCGCGAUGGGUCAACACCUGAGCCAGCGAAACUGUCAUGUGAUACUGGUCAGUGAAUACCCUGUUUUGACAGCUGUCAGCUGAUCACAACAUGGAUGUGCAAUAUCACGUUGCAAGCUCCCACACUAGCUAGAAAAUCUGACAUCAUAUCACCUUGGUGACCCUGUGGUGCGGGCGGAAGGGCUUAUAGGUCAGGUGAUUACCAAAGUUUCUUGGAUGGAUAGAUAACCACUCCUGCUCUAACAUGGUGUCCAUGAAAUAUUAAUGGGCUUUUACUUAAAAAGCAGUUCUGUCACAAACGUGGAUUCAAUUUUACUCCCUGCCCUGGGUUAAUGUUAACAGGCUUUUCGAAGAACGGGCCCCCCGCCAUACCAAAGAAUUUUCAGUACAGUUUUUUGUUAGGCUUUGUUAUCUUAUUGUUUUUAGCAGUAAACGCCCUCUCACUCUGCUUGAAACCCUCCAAGAGUAAGAAAGCUUCCUUUAUACCUCUACGCUAAAGCAAAGGAAGUGCUCCCCACAAUUUAUUUUUCUUCUUUUCAACUAGUGCCUAAGAAAGUGGGGAUUCCGUCGUUGCGAGGACAUUUGCUGGAUCAAAACAAACAAAACCAAUCCUGGAAACACCAAAUACCUUGAACCUGAUGCUAUAUUUCAACACACUAAGGAGCACUGUUUGAUGGGAAUCAAAGGAACCGUUAGGAGAAGCACUGACGGAGACUUCAUCCACGCCAACGUUGAUACUGACCUUGUUAUUACGGAAGAGGUACAUUGCACAGUUCACGAGUGAAUAGUUCUUAUGGCCCGGCCACUAAUUACUAAAGAUAAUUGUAGAGUUCCUUAGAGGGCCUAUGUCGCGCUAUAUCCUGUCUUUAAAGAGCUAAAACGCGUCUUCACAUCAAUUAAAUUCCAAAAAUACUUGUCCAAUUUUGUUAUUUAAGACUAUAUUUAGGUAUUCAAACUGUUUCCUGUCGUCUGUUGCAACAAAUGGCAAGGAUGGACAUGGAUCGAAACUUGCUAAAGUUGGGCUAACUUUUUCAAGCUUUAAUGCUAUGCCUGCAAAAUAAUUAUUACGGUCAGUGUUCCCUGAUAAAAUUUGUUUGAUAUCUUUUGUAUAAUUCUACAGGAGCAUUUUGGGUUUGUGGGUAAGUUAUUCGAAUGCGCGUUGCAACGUGGCAGUGAAAUAUUCACUAGUCAAGUGUAGAUCCGCCCUCUUUUCGUUCUCGCUUCAUCGCGAUUAUCUAAUCAUCUGGGUCGUCUCGAGCGCUUCGAUUGAGAGCAUCCGGACGAUUAUUGAGGAACCGGGCCGUAUAAAGACUUAUCGUCAAUCUAGGGGAUUGUCAUAAUACCACAAUACCCUUCCUACCCAGGCGCUUCCUGGGAUUUUCGGAAACGUAGAGGCGCAAGUGGCUAUGGGAAUUUUUUGGUGUAAAGCGAGAAGGAUCAUGGAUAAGCUUCAAAAGCGCAAAGGCACAUGAGAAGGCUCAACGUAAAAGGCCAAAUAGCGCCUCCCAUUUUCACCCUUCGCCUAACCAUGUGUACCGCGACUACUGCCGAAAAUUCCAGCAUCGCAUGUAAGGUGUUUCAAGACACAACUCGACUGAUGAGGCUAUCCAGACGAUUAUGCGGAUUAUACUUCCGCAGGAGAAAUUUCUGCAAUUUGAUUGGCUUAGAGCAGUGGUAUUUCAGCCUAAUUUGAAAUACCUACAUUUGAAAAUGACAAACCUUUUGCGGGUAGUAGUAUAAACAAACAAUAGCAUGAUUUGUACGUGAUAUUUGGCAUAAAUACCACUCAUGAUAUUUCAAAAUUGUCUCAAUUUACGUAUAACAAUUUUGAAACAUCACUCGUGGUAUUUAUGCCAAAUAUCACUACAAAUCAUGCCAUUACCUAUAGUAACAGGCUUUUGGGGGCCGCACCCCAAACAAACCAGUUUGUUUCCAUUCUCCACACAACGAAAUAAGAGAGAAUGUCACCUAGUAGUUGUGCGAAGGAGGGCACAGUGUUGGUGCACGUGCAGAGUUGUUGCUCACUAGACCUCCUUUUUUAACUACUUUCUUGUUGCCGUCGCCGUCGCCGUCGCCGUCGUCAUUGCUCAACCUCCCUUCAAGACUGGUCUCGAUGUGAUCACUACGAUCUUAGGCCAACGUUCUUAAAGAUAGAAGCGAUCAUAUAAAAGCUAGCGUUUUGGGACCUUUGUGUUAGUCGUCCUGACCGUGAAAAGGAUCGCGCCAAGUAGAAUCAUGUUUGGUGUCGUAAAAGCAAAUUUCAACUACUAUGAGUCGGCCAAUUGAGCUGUUGAGUACGCGAGGAACUUGAAAAGAGCUGUUAUCGAGGGUAUGAAUCUUACCGUAACUUUUAUGGUACUGGAGACUGUUAUUAGAACAGCGUGCUAAGAGGUUCUCUUCUGGACUGUUUAAGGUCAAGACUGUGUUUCAGCAAGGCUUUGUGAACUGUGCUACUUGAUUUCGUAAACAAAAUAAUUGUGGAGAAAAUCAAUGAGGAAUAAUACAUUGAAUACUUAUAACAAUUACGUUGCUCUUUUUGCCGAUUUUUAGCCACCUCUUGGGAGUACAGAAAAACCGACUGAAAUAUUCCAUAUAAUGGAACACUUCUGUCUUGGGCGGCGCCGGCUUCAUUUGUUUGGUAGCGAUGACACUUUAAGACCAGGUAACUUUUAUCAGGUGUUCUGGUAAUUUUUUUCUUUUAAUUUAUAGAAAAUGGUAUGACUAUGUACAAGCAAAAUGUACAAGUAUUUUGAUACUGGAAUAUAAUCUACGAGCCAGAGAGGAGGACAAAGGUUCAUAUCUGCGUAACUAGGCUUUCGAUAAUCAAAGAAAGGGUACUUUGACCAACUACUAACUUAUAAUUAAAAUUAAAGUGAAAGUAAAAUAGGGAAAAAACAUGCAAUUUUCAAAGAGGCUUAGGGACUAAACAUUAGACCAAUAACCACAAAUAAAACAUGAGGAAAUUGUACGUUUUUCUAGGAAUUACUUACGGAGGGAACACUUAGGAAACCGAAGACUGACAAAAGUUUUGUUUCCAGCCUCUCGGAAAGAAUUUCCAGUUCGUUGAAAAUCAUUUUUCACCUUUAAAUUAUAUUUUUGUGUCUUUUUAAAGGCUGGCUGUCAGUUGGACCAAGUCUAACAAGUUCAAACUUUUCCGCUGAUUUGUACAACUCCUACUUUUCCAGCGGGCCUGAAGACCUUCUUGUCGGCUGCACACAAGAAAUUGAGACUCUGCGGCCUAAAUCCCCCACGGGAAAACAUAAAGGAGACGGAGGGGGACGCGGAGGUGGAAAUGCCCCAAACCGGGGGGGGACCUGGUCCCAGGACUCGGGGAGGGGUCCGUGGGGGAAUGAUGCGAGGCGUAGGUUUUCAAGGGAGUGGGGGAAGAGGUUUUGUAAGCUUUUCCGUUAGGUAGUCAGCAAUAUUGUUGUAAAUGCGCGAAUUAAGUUAGCAACACUGUUGUUCUAUAAAUGUGCCGUUACUUUCAUCACCACCUUCAAUCACUAAGAUUUUAUCCUUUAUAGAACGAGCUAGCAGUUAAAUGGAAAGUUUUCUUUUGUCCAAAGGGAAGCUAUAAACACGAACCGCCAAUGCCCUUUUCGCUAUUCAAAGCAACGUGAUACAAUUUCUUUUAUUUGUGUUGCCUUAAGCCCUUUUUCUUGUUUACUUUCUGUGCUAGAUUAAACUCCGUUUGAUCUUCAACAAGAAUCGCCGAAAGGCGAUUUUUAACUGGGCUGCAAAGGGGCUAUUUUUCCUGAAGGGAAGGGGCGGCUAUACACACUCAGGUUACCAUAAAACCUUGUCGGCAACCAUUGCAUGCGACAGAACCUCAUGUGAGACUGAAACCUAAACUCAUACAGAACAUUGUACCCUUUUGAAAGACUUUCGUAACCAAAAAAAAAGAGUACCAUUUUUAAGUGGGGGCUGUAUUGUAACUUUUAAAUUCCACCAUAAUGAAUAAAAAUAAACAAGUUAGCCAUUAAUUCUAAGCAGGAAACAAUUUGCAUUAUUUCCACGUACCCCUCCCCCAAUCCCUCUGUGCCCCAAAAUAUAGUGUGACAGUAUAACGUGACUAAUUUGACGAAACUGGAAAUUCCAAAAAUUGUUGUCGUUCUACGAGCGUAAAAUGCGACAGACUGAGCUGAUUUACACUAGACAGAAAUAUUGUAUUGUAUGAAAGCCAGAAGUAUACUAAAACAGACAGUUAACUGCCCAUUGAUCCCGCCUGAUCCAGAGGCCUCUCUGACUGCACGGAGACUUUACUGCGCUUUUCACAAACAUGCGAACUCUAAAGUUCAAAAACCACCUUCACAAUUGUGUUUAUCGCUGCCGUCAAUCAUAAUUACAAUCACAAGCAACGAAGCUUGAAACAGAGAAACACACAAAACGGAUCGAAAUCCACAAAUCACAAACCAUGACCUUUUGAACCCUUGAAGUAAAGUUUUGUUUCCUAAGAGGUCCGUUAAGAUGAUUGACAGCAGCGAAAAACGCAAUCGUCGGUUGGCUUCUGAACUUCAGAAUUCGCAUGUUUGUGAAAAGUGCUAUCCUAAUUUGCGGUCCACAGUCUACAAGAAAACGCACUAUUUUUUCCACAAGAUGAAAAAUAUUCAGUUUUAAGAUUUUCCUCAUGGUAUUUUUCUCUAACUUAAAGGAAUAAAAUCCUUUGCAUUUUGAGACCUAAGAAAGAUUAAAGAUUUCUCGCUCGCAUGUUGCGUUCACCAGCACGCACUUCAAACAAUGUAAAUAGAUGAAACGAUCGAUAACAUAUUUUUUACCUGAUACCGAUGCGAGUUAAAAAUUCGCUCCAGUUCUGUUUGUCUCACCCAAGACGAACUUUUCUUCAUGGAAGAUAACUAUGCCGCUUUAUAACUCGUCCGAGGUUUAUGUGCCAGCUAAACAAUACGGAAAAACUAUUCACAGUGACUCCUUGGAUAUUAAAAAGACUGAACGUGACGCACUAUUAUGCCUUACUUUUACUUCUGAUCAUAUCUUCAAGCGAAGUCUCUCUUUUCAAGCGAUUCAUCUCAAUGCACAAUAAUUGACCCUUAUAUUAGUUAAAACCCUAUGGUUCAUUUAUAUUGUCACGUCCCUCGCUCAUGGACGUGCGUAGUGCCAUUCAUCGGCAACUGAGUUAUUCGCUUCACUGACUACGAAGGCUUAUAAUCAAGUCUUCAACCAUAGUGUCGUCAACUGGUGAAAUACCUUGCUCAUACAUUGUGCUUCUUAAUUGCUCAUGUACUACAUCGAUCGAUAAUUCUCUCUUUGAGUUCACGAGGCGGCCACGGCAUUCCAAACCUGACGCUCACAGUCAUCUUUUGGUGUGAACCUACCGUGAACGGCGUGUCGGUUUGAAUGCAACGAGAGCAUUUCUCUGAGUUUCCCAGCGCCAACAUCAUCUAACUGACUUAAACUCGAACAAUAAAAAAAUUAUAGAGUGACUCCCAUGACCGAAUCGCUUCGAACAACGCAAAUAGCCUUUUUCAGGUUCGCAACGCUUUGUGGGUUUUUCAGGGGGCGCGCAGACGAGGUACAAAAAGUAUCCGUGCAAGGGUUCGUAGAAGAGAAAAUCAUAUGAAACCAUUUGUGAGAACAUCGUUUCUCGGUACCAGACCCUCGUGUCUUCCCUCCCCCGGGAGGCCGUUUUUCGCCGCAGACGACCGAAAGCCCAUUUUAUGACUGGGCCGCACAGGCAGCCCAGUAAUAAGAUAAAUAUGAAAAGUGAAUAUUUGCGGUUAAAGCAAAGUUGGCUCAGGGUCCAUUAUAGCAAUCUCGAGACGAUCUCGACUCAUACCAUACCGAACCAUAGCUUACAUUAUGCCUUUUUGGCAGCAAUUUUAUAAUUUAUUUCAUUCAUUUUACAUAAUCGAAUGUUCCUUUUUCGGGAUCAAAGGUCUCUGGGAAGGCAGCAGCACUGUUUCAGACACCGUACUUCGCGUUCAUUGAAUUUGAUGAGACUCAGAAAGCAGGCGUUGGAACAGGACCUUUGGACGCGCAACACCUAAGAGCUUGUAAUAAAAUUCUUUUUAACGUGCACGUGAUAAACAGGUUGAGGGGGACAGGGGACGGGAACCCGGGAGAAUAGAGGGCGCGAGGG
Molecule: messenger RNA, 9643 nt
Organism: Porites lobata
Lineage: Eukaryota; Metazoa; Cnidaria; Anthozoa; Scleractinia; Poritidae
Source: the annotation of a GenBank genome assembly